GCUCCAACAGCACCAUCUCUGGCAGGUGGUGUGUGCUUUAAAAACCAUACAGCAGGCUAAUGUUUAGGACGUUAGAUGGGUAGUUUUAGGGAAAUAAACACGCUGUAUGUGAUUAUUUUGUCAUUUUUUUGGUUGAUAGUUUCGCGUUGCGUGCCACAACGUUUGCUUUCACCCACCACGGAGUCGCAGUGAAUGAGAUGAACGUCGGGGUUUCCCUCUCUGAGACAGACACUUUGUGCUUUACGGUCAGCGCUGAAUUAGACAACUGCUCCUUCAUCGUGCAGCUUCUGAGAAAAGACGGAAAGGGCUUACAUGUUGGCUGUAUUUCGCCACCAGUGUAAGUCUGAAUGAGAGAAAACCUCCCCAGCCACGGCUGACGAGGUCUCACAUCCUGGAGCUGCCUCACCUCAUCCGCCGGUGUUGCAUACAAUAUGAUAUGUUGAUGACAUUUUUUGGAAGUGGUCGUGCCUUUUGUUGUUGUCAUUUCGGCAUAUGCGAUAUGCGGGUCUGUGGACACAACGAAACGCAAAUGAGCGGACGUUUUUUCUGCUUUGAAAAUGAGGAAGCGUUUUCAUAAAGACCCAGAAAAUGGCAAGAAGGUCUCGUCGUCCGUGGGCCCGGAUUUGAGUAAAAUGAGAAGGAAAGGAACAGCAACAGCAGCAUGAUUUUGUUCCCCCCACAGAAUGACACCAAAGGAGGUAAAACGGUGGAGGUAGACAAGACGCAGCAUCAAUGAAGGCUAUCUGGACGAGUUUUGAGUCGCCCAUAAUGGACAGAAAUACUUUGCAGCUCGAUAGCAGAUCGUUUCUACAACACUGAAAGAUUUUUUUCGGUUUUUGAGGGGGGUGGGGGGUGGGGGUUUCUCUAAGUCACCAGUCAUCCAUUUUUUGCAUUGCAUUUGUUACAUUUUUUCCAUUAGAUAUUUGAUUUUUCUUUUAUAUUUUUGAUCCGGAUCCAGCCCUGACUAUUCAAUGGAAGUAUGUUAUCAGCUGCCGGUUUUGCCUCUUGACAGGCCGGUUCCUAAGCAUGUCCUUAGCCGGAGGGGAGCCAUUAGUUUCAGCUCCAGCUCUUCCCUCUUCGGGGCUCCUGAUCCGAGACAGCUGUCACAGAGACGAGGGGCCAUCUCCUACGACAGCUCCGACCAGACGGCGCUGUACAUCCGUAUGCUAGGAGAUGUGAGAGUGAGAAGUCAGGUUGGAUUUGAACCGGAACGAAGAAGCUCCCACCCGUACCUGUGCAUCGACUUCCGAACUCUUCACACACGGCUGGGCUGUGGGUCCACGUCGGCGAGCUCGGCUCCUGAGAGGAGGGUCCACAGACUGCUCAGUUUCCAGAGGUACCUUCACUCAUCCCGUCUGCUGCGGGGAGUCCCUCAGCAGAUCCCCCUCCACAUCCUGGAUGAAGACUACACUGGACAGGCCAGAUGCAUGCUGGAAAAAGUCGGGAACUGGAAUUUUGACAUUUUCCUCUUCGAUAGGUUGACAAACGGAAACAGCCUGAUCACCCUGACCCUCCACCUGCUGAACCAGUAUGGCCUGGUGGAGCUCUUCCAGCUGGACAUGGUCAGACUCUGGAGGUUUCUGGUCAUGGUCCAGGAGGACUACCACAGCGACAACCCGUAUCAUAACGCUGUACAUGCUGCAGAUGUCACGCAGGCCAUGUACUGCUACUUGCAGGAGCCCAUGCUUGCCAAGUCUCUGACCUCCUGUGACAUCCUGCUGGGGCUCUUAGCAGCCGUCACGCACGACCUGGACCAUCCAGGGGUCAACCAGCCUUUUCUCAUCAAGACUGACCACUAUCUAGCUACACUCUAUAGGAAUACCUCAGUUCUGGAAAACCAUCACUGGAAGUCUGCAGUGGGCCUGCUCAGAGAGACUGGGCUGUUCUCCCAUAUGCCUGCUGAGGACAGCUUGAACAUGGAGAGGGAUUUGGGCUCCUUAAUCCUGGCCACGGACAUCAGCAGACAGAACGAGUACCUGUCCAGGUUUCGUAUGCACCUGGACCAGGAGAACUUGUGCUUGAGCAACGCCAGCCACCGUCACUUCAUCCUGCAGAUGGCUCUGAAGUGUGCAGACAUCUGUAACCCCUGCAGACCCUGGGAGCUGAGUAAACAGUGGAGUGAGAAAGUGACUGAGGAGUUCUUCCAACAAGGAGACAUUGAGAAGAAGCACAAACUUGAAGUCAGCCCAGUUUGUGACAGAGAAGCCAACACAGUUGGAAACAUUCAGAUCGGCUUCAUGACAUAUGUGGCGGAGCCACUGUUUGCAGAGUGGGCCCGUUUCUCCGACACACGUCUGUCCCAGACCAUGCUGGGCCAUAUGGGGCUGAACAAGGCCAGCUGGGGCGGCCUACAACAGGAACAAACCCCUGCGUCCGAUGAGGCGGAGCCCAUCACAGCCGGCACCGACACGGAGGACGCCGCCGCCCGAAGAGACGAAAACACCGCUGCAACCGCAGGAGGAACCAGCUCCAAAGAAAUACCUCAGGGAAGCAGAGAAUCCUGACACUCCUCGUGUGCCCUUUCACCUCGACCUCCUGACCCCUGACCCUGGCCUCAGGGCCUCACCACACACACACUGGGGACUGGGUGGGGCAUGCGAUGGCCUGAAGUCCCCCCCCCAUACCCGCCGCUGCCCCACCUGAUCCUAACACCUUGUUUAUGUUUGUUUGCUUUUGCCUCCCAUCUUGAUAAACCACUGAUUUUAUUUAAGUUAUUUAAUUUUAAAUUCCUCUUUUUGGCAUAGAGCAAUACAUAGAUACCUCAUUUGGCUACUGCUGUAUUUUCUUUUAUUUGCUUUGUUUUAUUUAUUUGUCCACUGUAGUUUUGGCAUUACUGACUGAACACACCACUUCUUGUGUUGGUGAGACUUAAGGGGAAAUCAGUAUGAGACCUGAAGAAGACAUUUUUUUCUGGUAUUUUGAAGUGCCAUUUGAAAACAAAGAUUUGAAGAAUGAUCUGACCUGAACUGACUGAGACAACUGGAGUAUUCACAUGUGAGACCUUCCUAAGACUUUAAAGCCGUGUUGCAUUGAAGAUUCUUCCUCAUGUAAAAAAACAAACAAAAAAAACAAAAAAACUAAAAACAAAAUGGAAAAAAAAAAAUGUGACAAGCCCAGUCCUUUUGCUGCCUCAACGAAGACUGUUUACGCAUCUCCUCGUUUGUCGUUUCUCUCCCUUGAACUGAAGUGAAUCAUGUCGGCUCCACGGUUUGCCUUCGAAGCACAGAUGUGAAGAACCACUCGUUUGAACUGUCAUCCCACUGUUGAAGCCAUGAGCAGAACCUUAUUCAAACACACCAGAUGCCAUAAGUAACUCCGCCUGUGCUACAAUGUGUUCUUGCACUCCCAACUAACGAUGGUGUUGGCCGUGCAGCUGUGUCUCUGUGACGAUGUUUCCGACUCUUCCAGUGCUGGUUGAACUCGGGGUCGCUUCCCUCCCAGACUGGAGGUCACUUACUCACUGCACAUGCAUCUCACCUGGAACUCCACUCCAUGCAUACUCAACUUGCUCAGGGUUUUGCCAGUCUCUUAUCAAGGGGGGGGGGGGGGUGGUGACUGCAGGCGAUGCAAGGUUGUUGUUGUUGUUUUUUUUCUGGCAAGGAUCUACUGAAGGAGACUCUCCUCUCUGCAGAAUGUCUCUCUCAGCCACAUGCAACCUAAAGGACUGCUCGAAUGAUGCCUUAUAACUAUGCACAAACUAUGCUAAGUGACCAAACCAGCUCCUGUUCCCAUCAAGUGCAUGGUGUGCUCGUCUUUGAAUGCACUGUCCAAUCCCUUUGCCUUUUUGUUGUGAGGAACAACUCCAGCUGUCCUUUUGUUUUGUUUUUUUUGGGGGGGGGGGGGUUUGUACGGAAACAAAAUGGCCGAGUGACUUUGAACAUUCCAUCUCUUUGUGUUUGGUUUGUCUACUUUGAUUCUGUACAGUGGCACAAGUUGUGUUUGUGUUUAAACAUUUUUGAGAGAUAACAGGUGCUUUUCUUACUUAAGCUGAUUUGUAUUUUGCUGUAAGUGCUGUAAGACUGUUGAUAAAACUGUUUACAAUUUGUUGCGACAGCCAUUUUUGGGAAGACUUAUGUGUCGAGCCAGAUUUUGUAAAGGCUUUGCUGUAUUGACCUUUUUGAUACAUGCCUGUUGCAGUUACAAUUUGAAUAAUAAAACCUGUUGUUGACAAA
This is a messenger RNA of Scatophagus argus, 4172 nucleotides long. It is a transcript of the gene pde7a, whose product is annotated as phosphodiesterase 7A. NCBI's taxonomy places the organism in Eukaryota, Metazoa, Chordata, Actinopteri, Scatophagidae. Gene Ontology annotation, molecular function: 3',5'-cyclic-AMP phosphodiesterase activity. The transcript is spliced from 12 exons. The record is from RefSeq and is a predicted model, not a curated record. The coding region runs from base 972 to 2504 and encodes 510 amino acids.